Molecule: messenger RNA, 6298 nt
Organism: Nanorana parkeri
Lineage: Eukaryota; Metazoa; Chordata; Amphibia; Anura; Dicroglossidae
Gene: AFDN
Product: afadin, adherens junction formation factor
Exons: 35
Coding region: 197-5968 (1923 amino acids)
Biological process (GO): signal transduction; regulation of protein localization
Cellular component (GO): adherens junction
Molecular function (GO): cell adhesion molecule binding
Source: RefSeq, a predicted model, not a curated record
UCUGAAGCAUUUCAGCUCCCUAGCAGGAUGGCUUCGCAGUGAUGAUCUCGUCUGGGCAGUGAAUAUUAUUGAGACGGGAAGGUGGAUAUACUGGUGGCAGUGAAUCGGAUAACAUUCACCCGGGGAGAUCGCUGGGAGAGGAGUGUCACAUUGUGCUGCAGCAUUCCUCGUGUUGCUGUGACCUCUGAUCAUAGACAUGGGGAGCCGGGAAGAGGAGCGCCGAAAGCUGGCCGACAUCAUCAACCACUGGAACGCCAACCGGCUCGACCUGUUCGAGAUCAGCCAACCCACCGAGGAUUUGGAAUUCCAUGGAGUUAUGAGAUUUUACUUCCAAGAUAAAGCUGCAGGAAACUUUGCAACAAAAUGCAUCAGAGUCUCCAGUACAGCCACAACACAGGAUGUCAUAGAAACUUUGGCUGAAAAGUUCCGUCCAGACAUGAGGAUGUUGUCCGCACCUAGAUAUUCUUUAUAUGAGGUUCACGUGAGCGGAGAAGAAAGAAGACUUGAUGUUGACGAAAAGCCUCUGGUAGUUCAGCUUAACUGGAACAAAGAUGACAGGGAAGGACGGUUUGUGCUCAAGAACGAAAAUGACAUUCUACCACCGAAGAAAGCUCAGACUAAUGGACCUGAGAAACAGGAAAAGGAAGGCGUAAUACAGAAUUUCAAGAGGACACUUUCCAAAAAGGAAAAGAAGGAGAAGAAAAGACGUGAAAAAGAGGCAAUAAAGCUGGCAACAGAUGGAGAAGAUGGACCUCAACUGCAUGAAGACACUGAGAACUCACGGCUGGCUGCAGAAGUUUACAAAGACAUGCCAGAAACCAGCUUUACCCGCACAAUAUCCAAUCCAGAAGUAGUUAUGAAGCGACGAAGACAACAGAAGCUAGAAAAGAGGAUGCAGGAGUUUCGGAGCUCGGAUGGCCGACCAGACUCUGGUGGGACAUUAAGAAUUUAUGCUGACAGCCUAAAGCCAAACAUUCCGUACAAAACUAUCCUGUUGUCAACAAAUGAUACAGCAGAUUUUGCAGUAAUUGAAGCACUUGAAAAAUAUGGUAUGGAAAAGGAAAAUCCCAGGGACUUCUGCAUUGCUAGGGUAAUGUUACCACCUGGUGGCCAGCAUUCAGACAAAGGUUUGAAAGAAGCCAUUCUGGAUGAUGAUGAAUGCCCUCUACAAAUAUUCCGUGACUGGUCAAGUGAUAAAGGAGAACUUGUGUUUCAGUUGAAAAGAAGACCGCCAGAUUACCUCUCAAAGAAAAACCGGAAACUUGAGGGCAAACCAUCAAAGGGCAAAGAAAGGUCGGAUGCCUAUGGUUACUCUCUUUCACCAGAUAAACUGCCCUACUUGGUAGAAUUAAGUCCAGGCAGAAGGAACCACUUUGCCUACUACAACUUUCAUUCUUGUGAAGAUGGGUCAGACUCUAGAGAUAAGCCAAAGCUCUAUCGUCUUCAGCUAAGUGUCACUGAAGUUGGAACUGAGAAACUUGAUGAGAAUUCAAUACAGUUGUUUGGCCCAGGUGUCCAGCCCCAUCACUGCGAUCUUACAAAUAUGGAUGGAGUAGUUACAGUCACCCCAAGAAGUAUGGAUGCUGAUACUUUUGUUGAUGAUCAGCGUAUCACUGAAACUACCAUGUUACACAGUGGGGUGAAGGUGCAGUUUGGCUCAUCACAUGUUUUUAAAUUUGUGGAUCCCAAUCAUGACCAGUUGCUGGGUAAAAGACCAUCAGAUGCUGGACAGAUGUUUAGAGGACAAAGGGGCAAGAUGGGGGUUCAGGAAACCACAUUUGGCCUGGAAGGAGAUGUGCUUAGUGGCUCUUCGCUGCAGUCCAAUAAGGGCUCUAGUAAGUUGGACAGUGAUAAAAUGGCAAGCUCUACAGAACGUGGCAUGGUAAAACCAAUGAUACGUUCAGAUAAGCAGCAGGAAUACCGUAGUCUGGAUGGCAGGCCUCAUGAUGCUCACGGACCAGAGCAUGUAUUACCUGCAAGCAUCGAGUUUAGAGAAAACUCGGAAGACUCUUUCCUGUCCGCCGUCAUCAAUUACACGAAUAGUUCCACUGUGCACUUCAAACUGUCUCCUACCUAUGUGUUAUACAUGACCUGCCGGUAUGUAUUGUCCAGUCAGUACAGACCAGACAUCAGUCCUACUGAGCGAACUCACAAAGUAAUCGCCAUUGUGAACAAGAUGGUGAGCAUGAUGGAAGGUGUGAUACAGGAAAUAGACCAGGGUGACCAGAAGCAAAAAAACAUCGCUGGAGCACUUGCAUUCUGGAUGGCAAAUGCAUCAGAGUUGCUCAAUUUUAUUAAACAAGAUCGGGAUCUCAGCCGUAUCACGUUGGAUGCUCAAGAUGUUUUGGCACAUUUAGUCCAAAUGGCUUUCAAGUAUUUGGUGCACUGCCUCCAGUCAGAACUAAGCAAUUUUAUGCCAGCAUUUUUAGACGAUCCAGAGGAGAACAACCUACAAAGGCCAAAAAUAGAUGAUGUCCUACAUACCCUGACUGGAGCUAUGUCUCUUCUGCGGCGCUGUCGAGUGAAUGCAGCACUUACCAUUCAGCUCUUCUCUCAGCUUUUCCACUUCAUCAAUAUGUGGCUUUUUAACCGACUAGUCACUGAUCCGGACUCUGGAUUAUGUUCUCACUACUGGGGUGCAAUUAUACGCCAGCAACUGGCUCACAUAGAGGCUUGGGCUGAAAAACAGGGCCUGGAGCUUGCUGCUGACUGCCACCUUAGCAGGAUAGUGCAGGCAACAACGCUACUUACCAUGGACAAGUACUCUCAUCAAGAUAUCCCUAACAUUAACAAUACUUGCUUUAAACUGAACUCCUUGCAGCUGCAUGCUUUAUUGACGAAUUACCACUGUGCACCAGAUGAACCUUAUAUUCCUACGGAACUGAUUGAGAAUGUAGUAUCUGUUGCUGAAAACACUGCUGAUGAAUUGGCACGUAGUGAUGGACGCGAAGUUCAGUUGGAGGAGGAUCCUGAUUUGCAGUUGCCUUUUCUUUUGCCCGAGGAUGGCUACUCAUGUGACGUGGUUCGGAACAUUCCCAAUGGUUUACAGGAAUUCUUGGACCCAUUAUGCCAAAGAGGCUUCUGCAGACUUAUUCCUCAUACCCGUUCACCUGGGACAUGGACUAUUUUCUUUGAAGGUGCUGAUUAUGAGAAUCAUAUGCUAAGUGAGAGUGCUGAUAUGACUUUAAGAAAAGACCCUGAAAUAAUCACUGUGACGCUGAAGAAGCAGAAUGGCAUGGGUCUAAGUAUUGUUGCCGCAAAGGGUGCCGGACAAGAAAAACUUGGCAUCUACAUAAAGUCAGUUGUCAAAGGAGGUGCAGCAGAAGUGGAUGGCCGUCUUACAGCAGGAGACCAGCUCCUCAGUGUGGAUGGAAGAAGUUUGGUGGGGCUGUCCCAAGAAAGGGCUGCUGAACUGAUGACAAGAACAGGUUCAGUUGUGACGCUUGAGGUAGCAAAACAGGGAGCAAUAUACCAUGGCUUGGCUACACUACUAAACCAGCCAUCUCCUUUAAUGCAAAGAGAUCGCCGUGGCUCAGGGAAACCUCGACCAAAGAGUGAAGGGUUUGAGCUUUAUAAUAACACUGCUCAGAAUGGGUCUCCAGAAAGCCCCCAAAUGGCUUGGCCAGAAUACUCGGAACCAAAGAAAUUACCUGGGGAUGACCGUCUAUUGAAAAAUCGUGCUGACCAUCGAUCCAGCCCCAAUGUAGCAAAUCAGCCUCAAAGUCCAAGUGGAAAAGCUGCAUAUGCCAGUAGCUCAACAGUCAAGAUCACAUCGGUAUCUACAGGGAACUUGUGUGCUGAGGAACCACCACCUCCAGCAAGACCUGAGGCAUAUCCCAUUCCUACACAAACUUAUACCAGAGAAUAUUUUACUUUUCCAACCCCCAAAUCUCAAGAUCGCAUGGCACCUGCACAAAGUCAAUGGCCAGACUAUGAGGAAAAAGCUCAGGUCCAAAUUGGAAGCCAUCAUUCUAGCAAUACCUCAGUCCAAAGAAUUGCUCAUUCCCAAGAGGAGUUGAGAGAUGAUCAGGGAUUUCCUUCAGAUCGAGGUCGCCUAGAGCCUUUGUUACGAAAAGAUAUGGAGUAUUUGGACAGGAAAGUGGAUGGUAAAGAUGGCUGGAUGAACCAAAGCUCUUCCGUGGAAUCUAGUACAUCUAGCCAAGAGCACUUGAACAAUUCCAUUAAAACUUAUUCUUCUGCAUCAUCAUUAAACAAAUCUGGGCCUGGGCGCUGGAAAACACCAAUUGCAUCUCAGCCUGCACCAGUUGCUGUUUCUCAGCCUAUAAGAACAGAUCUACCACCACCACCUCCUCCUCCUCCAGUGCAUUAUGGAGGAGAAUGUGAAGGAAUCCCUGUUGAUUUGCCACUUCCACCUCCACCAUCACAAAGUCAGUUGGGACCACAGUUAAAUACUCAAGCAGCAGUGGAAAGAAAAAAAAGAGAGGAACAUCAAAGAUGGUAUGAGAAGGAGAAAGCCCGCUUGGAAGAAGAAAGAGAGAGGAAAAGGCGUGAACAAGAAAGAAAGCUUGGGCAAAUUCGACCUCAGGUUCCUGCUACCCCACAGCCCAUGUUGCCACAGCCUCAAACAGCAGCCCCACCUCCUAACCUUCCACAACCAAGACCAGAAAAACCUGCAACUCUUCCCCGCCCCCAAGAAACAGUCAUAAGGGAGCUGCAACCUCAGCAGCAGCCACGCACAAUAGAGAGAAGGGAUCUUCAAUACAUUACGAUCAGCAAAGAAGAGCUUUCUUCCAGCGACAGCCUUUCACCAGACCCAUGGAAGAGGGAUGCCAAGGAGAAAUUGGAAAAACAGCAACAAAUGCACAUAGUAAAUAUGCUAAGCAAGGAGAUCAAUGAACUACAAAACAAGACUGAACGAACUGCAGAAGAAAAUGACCGACUGCGCAAACUAAUGCUUGAGUGGCAGUUUCAGAAGCGACUUCAAGAGUCUAAGCAAAAAGAUGAAGAUGACGAUGAUGAUGAUGAUGAAGAUGAUGACGUAGACAUGCUUAUUAUGCAGCGUCUGGAAGCAGAAAGAAAAGCAAGGCAGACUGCUAUGCCAGCAAUCUCUGUUCUAGAUUUGUUACAGGAUGAAGAAAGGAGAAGACAACAACAAUUGGAAGAGAUCCGCAAACGGGAAGCCGAGGAUCGCAUACGACAAGAAGAAGAACGUCGGCGUCAAGAGGAGGACCGAACAAAGCGGGAAGCCGAAGACAAGAGGAGGCAGGAAGAGGAGUACUACAACCGCUUGGAAGCAGAGAGGCGCAGGCAACAUGAGGAGGCAGAGCGGAGAUUACUAGAGCCUGAAGAGCCUGGUCUGUACAGACCUCCACUCCCAAGGGAAUAUGAGCUCCCAUCCCCACCCCUCCUGUCUAACGCUCCGCCUCCCCCACCUCAGCGAAACACUUCUUACCUCAAAACACAAGCUCUGUCACCUGACACCGUUUACACUGCCAAGUUUGUUGCAUACACUGAUGAUGAGGAAGACACAAACCUAGCAGGUCAGGAUAAGUACUCCAGCACAAGAAAGUCUUAUGGUGACCUCCCUCCAGCUUCACAUAAGCCACAGCUGCCUGCUGCACGCCAGCCUCGUCCUGUGUCCGAUGGCAUCUUUCUUUCAAACUCAUUCCAGCCACCUACAGCCAAUGCCAACAGUACUGGUAGCAAAAUGGGCCUGGCCCCUCCCAUAGCAAAUAAGCCAGGUUUUCUUCACCAAAGCAUCUCUAAAGGAUCAAAUUCUUACACUGGAUCAUCAAGUGCGAUAGCUGGGAACAAUGAAGUUUAUAGGGACCCAAGAGACAAGAGAAUGAAAAGCCAAGAUGGAGAUCUUUCUACAAUCGGGGGAGCCCCAGAGAGUGUGACAUUUAAGGAGCGCCAGCGCCUCUUCUCCCAAGGCCAGGAUGUGUCCAACAAAGUUAAAGCUUCUCGCAAACUAAUGGAACUGGAAAAUGAGCUAAAUACAAAAUGAUCCCUGUGUUUUUUACUAUAAGGCAUCUUAUAGUUUAACAAAUAAAUAUAUUCAUAAUCAACGGACUUAAGAGGGUGGGGUGACAAAAGUGUAAAAGGGAGGAAUAUAAAUAUAUAUAUAUAUAUAUAUUUUCUGUAAAGAGUGAUUUUAUUUUGAGACUGUUAAUUCGAAACAUAGAGAUACUGCAAUAACAAGAAUGAUCUAGUUCCUUCCAAACUGUUUUUAAGGUUUGCAAAUCUCAAGUAAUAUUUAUGUGCUUUUCUUGCUAUUAAUCACGUGGACGCAAUAGACAAAUUUCGGAAUCCUGGCACAAGCUGAUAUUGAUUAAAA